AUGCAGCCGUAUACCAGAAACUGGACCCAGGUAACAGAGUUUGUCAUGGUGGGCUUUGCCGGGGUGCAUGAAGCACGCUUCCUCUUCUUCACACUCUUCCUCACCAUGUACCUGUUCACACUGGUGGAGAACUUGGCCAUCAUCUUAGUGGUGGGCUUGGACCACCAGCUGCGGAGACCCAUGUAUUUCUUCCUGACGCACCUGUCCUGCCUUGAAAUCUGGUAUACCUCCAUCACAGUGCCCAAGAUGCUGGCUGGUUUUAUUGGGGUGGGUGGGGGAAAGAAUAUCUCCUAUGCUGGCUGCCUAUCCCAGCUCUUCAUUUUCACCUUCCUUGGGGCAACUGAGUGUUUCCUACUGGCUGCCAUGGCCUAUGACCGCUAUGUGGCCAUUUGCAUGCCUCUGCACUACGGAGCCUUGGUGUCCUGGGGCACCUGCAUCCGUCUGGCGGCUGCUUGUUGGCUGGCAGGCUUCCUCACACCCAUUUUGCCCAUCUACCUCAUGUCUCAACUGAUAUUUUGCGGCCCAAAUGUCAUCGACCACUUCUUCUGUGAUGCCUCACCCCUGCUAGCCUUGUCCUGCUCAGACGUCACCCUGAAGGAGACUGUGGAUUUCCUGGUGUCCCUGGCUGUGCUCUUGGCCUCCUCCGCAGUCAUUGGUGUGUCCUAUGGCAACAUUGUCUGGACGCUGCUGCAUAUCCGCUCGGCUGUCGAGCGCCGGAAGGCUUUCUCCACCUGUGCUGCUCACCUGAUGGUGGUAGGCCUCUUUUAUGGCACUCUGUUCUUCAUAUAUGUCAGGACCAAGGUGGCCUCCUCCAUCAACUUUAACAAAGUGGUGUCCGUCUUCUACUCCAUUGUCACACCCAUGCUCAACCCCCUCAUCUACAGUCUUCGGAACAAGGAGGUGAAGGGAGCUCUGGGUAAAGUCUUUUCUUUCAAGUCUUGGAAGGGAUGGUGA
Molecule: messenger RNA, 954 nt
Organism: Nycticebus coucang (slow loris)
Lineage: Eukaryota; Metazoa; Chordata; Mammalia; Primates; Lorisidae
Product: olfactory receptor 6Q1
Exons: 1
Coding region: 1-954 (317 amino acids)
Biological process (GO): G protein-coupled receptor signaling pathway
Cellular component (GO): membrane
Molecular function (GO): G protein-coupled receptor activity; olfactory receptor activity
Source: RefSeq, a predicted model, not a curated record